AUGAAUAGUGACGAUCUUGUGACCGAAGAUCAAUUGAAUCAUCAAAAAAAUCAAUUGAAUAAAAAGAAUGGUAGGAAAAGUAAUAAAGACUACGUAGAAGCUCAAUUAAAAGCUUAUAUUUCAAAACUAAAAUCGACUAAACAAUAUGAUGAUGUUGAGCCAAUUUCAAUUGAUACGGCAGAAUGGUCAACUUAUAUUCGUUCAAGAAAAGAAUUUUCAGACAAACUGAAAAGUGACGCAGAAUUUGCUUACGUGGGGGCGUUAUUUAGUCAUGUAUAUAAAGUGAUGGAAGUGGCAAAUACUAAUAACAACGCAUUAUAUACUGACAAAUUAAGGAAGUCAUGGAUCAAGGCAAAUCUUGAAGAUUCAAUUGUUGAAACUUCAAUUACUCAAAUGAAUCGAGUUAAACAGGCGUAUGAUCAUAUUCUUUACUUAAUAUCGAAAUUCGAUGACCAAAAAAUUCCGAUGACCAAAUGGAAUCCUUUAUUAAACAAG
Molecule: messenger RNA, 495 nt
Organism: Racocetra fulgida
Lineage: Eukaryota; Fungi; Glomeromycota; Glomeromycetes; Diversisporales; Gigasporaceae
Source: the annotation of a GenBank genome assembly